AUGUUAUUGUAUACCAUAUUACUACUUUUAUAUUUUAUUUCAAUAUCUUUACAACGACGAUUACUACCACAAAGAGAUUAUGAACAUAACAACUAUUUUCUUGUUGAAUUAGAUACAAGUUCCAGUGAAAAACCGUUACUUGAUUUUAUUAAAAAAUAUAAGCUGGAUUAUGUAUUUGAUCACCAAUUACCCAUAGAUAAUUAUUAUGUAUUCAAGAUAAAUAAGACACACCGUCACAACUCCUUCCUUGUCGAUUUAGCCUCAAACAACUUUGCUCACCUGUUUAAUCGCAAGAGUGGGUUCGAUGAUCUUUAUAAUGAUUUUAUAAACAAUCACGCAUUAAAGUCGGUUCAUUUACUUCCUCCAAAACGACUACAAAAACGACGCCCAGUUCAGGUAGACCCAGCUGAACUAGAUGCUAUAAGCAGAGCUAGAAGAAAUCAGCUAAUAGAGCCUGCUAAACAGAAGCUAGAAGAAGUUGCCUCAAAACUAAAUAUUAACGACCCAACCUUUGGCCACCAAUGGCAUUUAAUCAAUACCAUUAGUCUUGGAAACGACAUCAACAUUGCUGACUUAUGGCUCGAGGGUAAAUUUGGAGAAGGAAUAGUUACAGCUGUAGUUGAUGAUGGGCUCGAUAGUACUAGUGAAGAUUUACGAGAUAACUUCAAUUUUGAAGGAUCUUGGGAUUUUAAUGAUAAUUCACCGUUACCUUUACCCCGUCUUUUUGAUGAUUCGCAUGGAACUAAAUGUGCUGGUGAAGUUUCUGCUGUCAAAAAUAAUUUUUGCGGUAUUGGUGUCGCUUUUAAAUCUCAGGUUAGUGGAAUUAGAAUUCUUUCGGGAAGUUUGACUGAUGCUGAUGAAGCUGCCGCCAUGGUUUACGGAUUAGACAUAAACGAUAUUUAUUCCUGUUCUUGGGGUCCUACCGACAAUGGAAAAACUCUAUCUGAACCUCACCCAAUUGUCAAAGAAGCAAUAUUGAAAGGUGUUAUUGAAGGGCGUGAUUCUAAAGGAGCAUUAUAUGUGUUUGCUCUGGGUAAUGGGGCUAAAUUUGAUGAUUCAUGUAAUUUUGAUGGCUAUACAAACUCGAUAUACACAAUUACAGUGGGUGCGAUUGAUUAUAAGGGGCUGCAUCCCGAUUAUUCAGAAGGAUGCUCAGCCCUUAUGGUUGUAUCGUACUCUUCGGGAUCAGGUGUAUACAUUCAUACUACCGAUAUCAACCAGCAGUGUUCUUCCAUGGACCACGGAGGAACUUCUGCCGCAGCACCAUUAGCCAGUGCAAUUUAUGCACUUGUUCUUGAGGCAAAUCCUGAACUUACAUGGCGUGAUGUCCAAUAUAUCACUGUUCUAACUGCUGUUCCUAUCAAUGAAGACGAUGGAAGCUAUCAAACUACAUCUAUAGGAAGAAAGUACUCUCCUAAAUACGGGUAUGGAAAAUUGGACGCUACCAAAAUGGUUCAUUUUGCUGAGGAGUGGAAAAAUGUGAAACCACAAGCAUGGUAUUAUUCUGAUCUAAUAAUAGUUACCGAGACUAUUACAUAUGAUAAGAAAGUAAUUGAAUCCAGUGUUUUUGUAUCCGAAGAAGAUUUAAAGUUGGCAAACCUUGAACGAGUUGAACAUGCAGCAGUUAAAGUUAAUAUAAAGUCCAGUUAUAGAGGAGCUGUAGGAAUGAGAUUAAUUUCCCCAGAGGGUGUUAUUAGUGAUUUGGCAACAUUCAGAAAAUUAGAUGACGCAAGCACCGGAUUUCGUGACUGGACAUUCAUGUCAGUGGCUCAUUGGGGUGAAUCUGGAGUAGGUGAGUGGAAGGUAGAAGUAUUUGGCGAGGCAGAUAUUACCUUUGUUGAUUGGCAAUUACGACUUUUUGGGGAGAGUAUUGACGCUGGUAAAACCACGAAAUUUAGUUUGAGAACUGAUUACGCAGAUGUACAAAGGGAAUUGAAGAACCAGAAUCCCGCGAAUGAUCAGCCAAAAUCAAGCUCCACAACAGAAACGAUUAAAUACAUAUCAUCAUCGUUCAAAGUACUGGAAUAUGAAGUUUUGCCCGUAUCAUCUAUAAAAUCUCCUCUUCCUGAACCUUCGACUGAAUCUUCCCAACAAUCUUCAUCUGAACUUUCAUCCUCAUCCCCCACAACAACAGCAACAAAAUCUUUGUCUUCAUCCUCAUCAGCUUUAUCUCUGUCAUCAAUCUUAUCAACAUUAGCAACAGUAUCAGUAUUAUCUUCAUUGGCAAUAUCUUCAACACCAAUAUUAUCAUCGUCAAUAUCCGAACCACCAACAUUCACAUUAUCAUCAUCAAUAUCGGAACCGUCAUCUUUAUCAGUAUUAACAUCAAUAUCACUAGCAAUUGCUAUCUUCCUAACUAUCUUUUUUAUUGUAAGAUAA
This is a messenger RNA of Spathaspora passalidarum NRRL Y-27907, 2379 nucleotides long. Its product is annotated as S8 family peptidase. Gene Ontology annotation, cellular component: trans-Golgi network; Golgi membrane. The coding region runs from base 1 to 2379 and encodes 792 amino acids. The transcript has a single exon. The record is from RefSeq and is a predicted model, not a curated record. Gene Ontology annotation, molecular function: serine-type endopeptidase activity. NCBI's taxonomy places the organism in Eukaryota, Fungi, Ascomycota, Pichiomycetes, Serinales, Debaryomycetaceae. Gene Ontology annotation, biological process: protein processing.